Messenger RNA from Seriola aureovittata, 1359 nucleotides. It is a transcript of the gene tusc2a, whose product is annotated as tumor suppressor 2, mitochondrial calcium regulator a. Bases 366 to 701 code for a protein of 111 amino acids. The transcript is spliced from 4 exons. Gene Ontology annotation, biological process: regulation of mitochondrial membrane potential; inflammatory response. The record is from RefSeq and is a predicted model, not a curated record. Lineage: Eukaryota; Metazoa; Chordata; Actinopteri; Carangiformes; Carangidae. Gene Ontology annotation, cellular component: mitochondrion.
AGAACUGUUCAGCUGCCGCCGGUCUGUUAGAUCAGCUGAUCACCUCAUAGCAAGGACCAAAACAGCUAACGCUAGCUUAACCUAGAUGGUGGCGAAAAGUUAUGACAGGACAUGACUGUGUGACACGGUAGGAUAUUAAUCAGAAGUUCAUUUCAGCAGUACUCUUUUGGUCGUCUAGGACAAUAUUUCCGUGAGUGUUUUGGAGACACAGCUCUGCUUCGUCUAGCUAGUGCGUCAGUGGCAGAAGCUAACAGGCUAACUCACCUAAACGUGCAGAUCGUGGCUUUGGUGAGGAAUUGAGAGCUUCUGGCCACCAACCAGAUUGAAAGCUUUAAUUGAAGACUAACUAUGCCUUACCUCUAAGAAUGGGAGGAAGUGGAUCCAAAGCCAAAGGAGUCUGGCCUUUCUCAGGCAGUGGAGCUGGAGGUGAUUCAGCCAGUGAUGGGAACGAGCAGUCUUUGGCCCGUCUCAAAGGUUCAAGAAAUGCAACACCAUUUGUUUUUACCAGGAGGAGUUCUUUAUACUACGAUGAGGACGGUGACCUUGCCCAUGAAUUCUAUGAGGAGACAGUGGUGACAAAAAAUGGUAGAAAAAAAUCCAAGUUGAAGAGGAUCCAGAAAAAUUUGAUUCCACAGGGAAUCAUAAAGCUCGACCACCCCUGUAUACAUGUAGAUUUCCCCAUCGUCCUCUGUGAGGUGUGAACCAUUGCACAGGGCUGAUCUACUAUGAGGUGCAGCCACAGGUACUCAUUUCAGAGCAAAGUCUUUUUCCAACCAGGAUCGAGACUGAAACUGUGGUCUGGAGAGAAAGAGGAAAAUUCAAACUGUCAUAUUCAAUUGACAUAUUGAAUGAAAUGUUAUACAUUUGAAUUCAGCUAUGGUCAGAGUGUCCUCUUUACUAAAAUCCAUAUUUUGAUAUUCACAAAAGUAGUGAUGGUACAGGUUGUGUUUCCACUACCCAGCUGAUAUGUAAGCAGUUUUAGAGAAUACAUCAAAUUAAGUUGUAUUUCUCUUGUGAGUUUUUUGCAGGGAAAAACAUCCUUGAUGUGAAAAGGCUGGAACGGUUUAUGCCUUCCGCGAGACAUAGAGUGUUAGACUCUGUAUGUAUCUUUGUAUAUGUACAUGUGUGCACUUAGGUUUGUUUGAGUCAAUGUGUGAAAGCGGGAUGGAAGAUGUAAUUACAGGGUAGGAAAAUGAAGGAUUGUGAAAUUUAUUGUAUAUAUGGUCACGUUCUGUAUUGUCAUGUCUGAGUGUGUCUCAGUUACCGGAGCUCAGACCUGCACUAGUGAACAUAAUGUACUGUAAAUAAUUUCAGAUUUCUUAGUUGGAAAUACUUGAAUAAAUGGUUUACUGAGCUGAA